Molecule: messenger RNA, 1912 nt
Organism: Rhagoletis pomonella (apple maggot)
Lineage: Eukaryota; Metazoa; Arthropoda; Insecta; Diptera; Tephritidae
Exons: 2
Coding region: 1085-1897 (270 amino acids)
Source: RefSeq, a predicted model, not a curated record
UUAGAUACACCAAUCGUGAGUAUACUAUCGUCAAGUGAGCAACGUUGAUGCAAUGACCGGAUUUUUUGCCUUUUCGUUUAGUUGUCGGAUUUUUGCGUUGUAUUCGAACAUACACAAACUUAUACAGAUAACUUGCGAACAUCAGGUCAUUCCAUUGCGAUCUAAUCCAUUAAGUUGCGCAUUUUUGUAUAUGCGUGUGAAAUGAAAGUGGGAUCAUUGAAUAUGUUACGAAUCGACAUAUUUUCACUUCCCGUCUUACGGUCAACCGGUCAAAAGGAGCUGGCGAUUUUUACUUGCAUAGACACAACUCCAAAUGCAAAUUAUUCGUGAAAAUAAGCAUACCACCGCAUCCAUAUGCCUACAUACAUACAUUCAUAGCGGUUUAUUAGUAUCGACUUGUAAAAAUUCUCAUGUAUUUGUGAAAAUGAGCAAAUUCUCGAACGGCGCCAUUUUUUUCGCCACAAAAAUUUAAAUUCCAGCCAUCACACAAUAUCAUGUAACAGUGCAGUGGAACAGCAAAAUCGGAAAAGUGAAUACGUACUGUAAUUUCGGUAGGCGAAAGACGUUUUACUGAAAGGAGUUUUAUAGCUUAACAAGAAAAAAUAUCUGAAUAAUACUUAUUUUACGUAUUUAAAAAGUUAAACAAACAACAAGGGAUAAAUGUAUAAUUAAAAAUAAUAUGUGUGCAUGUGCAUGAUAACCAACGUUUUUAUAUGUAUACAAGUACCAUCGCAUAUACAUACGUAUACAUAUGUAAAUAUAUUGUGGAAUGUAUAAGUUUUUACAUGAGAAGGAAAAUAAAACCAAAUAUCUUAGGCAAUCGCGAAUGCAGUUGGAAUGCAAAGAGAUACCUAAUUUAACUUUUGUAUGUACAUAUGUAUGCUUAUAUGUAAAUACAAUUAAAGUGUGUUCAUGUAUAAACGGUCAGGGUGGUGAAAAUGUAAAGAAACGAAUUGAAUUAAGAACCACUUCAAGACCACCAAAACCAGAAAAUCAACUUUGUUAACGUCUUUUUCCACUAGGUUUGAAUGCGCCUUUCAUUAUCUACAUUUUAUCGUAGUAAAAAGCUUACUAAUCGUUAAAAAUGAGUGAUUCUACCCCAAUUUGCCGAUGUCGCGUACUUUAUUUGGGUAGUGCCGUUCCGCGGCAAAGUAAGGAUGGGCUACAAGGAAUUCAAGAGCCCUUGAGAACUCUUUAUCCUUCCGAAGGUGCGGUUGGUGCUAAAGGUAUAGACUCAUGGCUAAGUGUUUGGUCAAAUGGAGUUCUACUUGAAAACGUUGAUGAAAAUUUAAAACAAAUCACCCGAUUUUUUCCUAUUGAAUCUCUGCACUACUGCGCGGCUGUACGACAAGUUUUAAUACCAGAACGGGGAAAUUCUAAGCCAGAACCAAAAUUCUUACCACUUGACUCUCCAUUCGCUCGAAUGCCCCGCGUCCACCACCCACCAAUAUUUGCCGCUAUUCUACGACGAACAACCGGCAUCAAAGUCCUUGAAUGUCACGUGUUUAUUUGUAAACGAGAAGCUGCCGCGAAUGCUCUAGUCAGAUGUUGUUUUCAUGCUUACGCCGAUAAUUCGUAUGCCCGCCAAUUGGAGUCUGGUAGUUCUGGGGGUGGUGUUGGCAGUAGUGUCUAUGGAACGCUCAAAAGUGUCGUUGGAAGCAAAUCGAAUGGAGACUUAACACGUAUCGAGAUAACAAAUGGUAAUCAUCACCACAAAGGCCCGUCUUCAAGCCAAGAUGCAUGGUGUUCUCGAGCUAGCAGUACAACCACCCUAAACAGUGUUGGGAGGCAGUCCAAUGGACAUACGUUCAAUGGAACGAGUGACAUUAGCUUGAAUGGUGGAGGAAGCAAUGGAAGUGCCGCUGAAGGUUACACAUCUGUGAAAAAUUGUAAGUAAAAAGUGUUUUAAACA